Dothidotthia symphoricarpi CBS 119687 is the source of this 893-nucleotide messenger RNA. RefSeq names its product peptidyl-tRNA hydrolase domain-containing protein. Gene Ontology annotation, molecular function: translation release factor activity. The coding region runs from base 26 to 616 and encodes 196 amino acids. Gene Ontology annotation, cellular component: mitochondrial large ribosomal subunit. Gene Ontology annotation, biological process: mitochondrial translational termination. The record is from RefSeq and is a predicted model, not a curated record. The transcript has 3 exons. NCBI's taxonomy places the organism in Eukaryota, Fungi, Ascomycota, Dothideomycetes, Pleosporales, Dothidotthiaceae.
CAACCGCAAGGCUACACGACAUACUAUGCAUAUGCUCCGCCUUCGCCUUGUGCACAAAGCUCUUCGUUCCAUUACCAAAUCCCCGUCAGCAGUGCAAUGCCGCUACUCUUCUGCGCGAAGUAACCUCAGCAGCGCAAGCGAUGAAGAGCUCCAAAUAGCGCGGUCCUGGCUCGCAAAGCUGCAUGCAGACGCGAUCCCCCUUAAAAGUAUCGGCCAAUUGAGCUUCAGCAGAUCCUCUGGCCCAGGCGGACAGAAUGUUAACAAAGUAAAUUCCAAAGCUACAUUACGCGUUCCCCUAGACACACUUUUACCACACAUCCCCACUGCUCUCCACGGCGAGAUUAAACGCUCCCGCUAUGUAGCUGCAAAAUCCAGUUCCAUCAUAGUCCAGGCGGAUGAUAGUCGCAAGCAGAGUGACAAUGCUCAGAACUGCUACAAGCGCCUGUUUGAAGCAAUUGUGGAGGCGGGGCACGACGCAGUGCCAAAUGAGACGUCCAUGGAGCAGGUGCAGCGUGUCAAGGAUCUGCAAAAGUCUGACAAUGAGCGUCGACUGAAGACCAAGAAGCAACACAGUGCGAAGAAGAGCUCGAGGAGGGGGGGUCGGGGUGAUGAUUGAUAUUGUUGCGGCUACCGUCGACCGUAUGUGUUGUAACAGCUCGAAAUUGGAUGUGUGAAGUGAUGAUAUCCAGUUGACCAAGAAAUAUCAGAGUCGAAUCUUCCUGAUUCAGUGCUCAACAUGCUGACGGGUCGUCUUGAAUCCUUCAUGUCUCCAACGCCUUAUGGAGACUCUGCAACUCCUCACUUUCGGCCCAGUACUUGAUGCCCGACUUUACCAACGCCUCUGCAUCGUCUCUUCUUCCCUCUUGCCGUAACGACUUGGCUAGAGUUGCCAC